AUGGACCAGAGGCGAGAUGAGCCAGGUUCCGCGCCGAUUGAACUGUUUUCCAUUCCCACCGGGCAACUUCCACCUGUGGGAUCGGACACGGCCAAGCAAGACAGUUCUGAGGAUGGCAAAGGGACGAAGGACGCCAUUAGCUCGUCAAAUGACUUGCACCCUGGAACCCCUCCCGCGUCAGCAGAGGAUGGAGAUAUGCGGGCGCUCGAAUCUCCCAAAAUAUCAAAGGUCAGAGGUGUAACAGUUAUUAUCACUUUGGCCGGCAUAAGUUUCUUAAACACCAUGGGAUCUGGUAUUCUCAUUGCCGCGCUACCCCGGAUAGCUAAGGAUGUUGGUCUCUCUGAGAGCUUGAUCCUCUGGCCAGCAGCAGUUUAUGCCCUGGCUGCAGGUUGUCUGCUUCUGAUAUUUGGUGCCGUGGCCGAUGUUAUUGGGGCCAAGCUGAUGUGGGUUGUUGGGAGCUACCUCUUCGUUAUAUUCUCACUUGCUAUUGGAUUUUCCCAGACGAGUAUACAGAUUAUCCUAUUUCGAACCUUCCAAGGUGCCGCAAUAUCCAUGUGUCUACCUACCGCGGUGAGUCUCAUUACCAAUACGUUUGCUAAAGGCCCAUGGCGCAAUGUUGCCUUUGCUAUGAACGGAAUGGGACAGCCCCUUGGUUAUGCUGCUGGGUUGGUGUUGGGGGGUAUCUUCACAGAUACUAUCGGCUGGAGAUGGGCGUAUUACAUGAUGGGAAUUAUCAAUUUCUGUCUCUCAACGGCCUCUAUAUGGUCCCUACCAUCGGUUCACCAGCAUUCUGAUAAGCCGUGGAACCGCCGUCUUAUGGAAGACAUCGACUGGCUCGGGGCGAUUAUAAUGAGCGCAGCACUGGGUCUAUUGAUGUAUGUCCUAGCUAUGACGACGUCCUCUUACAAGAGGGUAGGGAAUGCUCAGAACAUUGUCUUACUUGUGGUAUCAAUCCUUUUGCUUGCAACUUUCCCUUUUUGGAUGAGGUUCCAAGUGAAAAGAGCGAGACCUGCACUUAUUCCAAACAAGCUAUGGAAAAAUAGCGCUUUCUCUUCAAUCUGCGCUUCAGUAUUUUUCUGUUGGGCCUCCCUUAACGGGAUUGAGUACUUUACAACCCUAUAG
Messenger RNA from Trichophyton verrucosum HKI 0517, 1122 nucleotides. RefSeq lists its product as uncharacterized. NCBI's taxonomy places the organism in Eukaryota, Fungi, Ascomycota, Eurotiomycetes, Onygenales, Arthrodermataceae. Bases 1 to 1122 code for a protein of 373 amino acids. Gene Ontology annotation, cellular component: membrane. The record is from RefSeq and is a predicted model, not a curated record. The transcript has a single exon. Gene Ontology annotation, molecular function: transmembrane transporter activity. Gene Ontology annotation, biological process: transmembrane transport.